AUGGAAUUUAAUUUUAGUAAUUUUGAUUCAAGAAGAUAUGGAUAUAUUAGAGGUAGAUCAAUAUUAAAUCAUUUAUUACUAAAAAAAGAUUUUCAAGAAUGGGGAGUAAAUUCAGUGCAAAUUGUAUCAGGCCAUAUUGCAAUCAAUUUUCAAAUGAGUAAAUCCAUUUGUUUAUUUGAUGCAACAUCUUCAAUUCAUCAAUUAUCAGAUACAGUUACAAAUAAUAUUCAAACAUUAUUAUCAACUAAACAAUUAUUACAAUCACCAUUAUCACCUGCAACUCAAUCAUUACCAAUUUUAGCAUGUUCAUUUAAUUCACCUAUUAUUAAAUUUGGUUUUGAAAAAUUUAUUGCUCCAUCAUCAUCAUCAUCAUCAUCAUCAUCAUCAUCAUCAUCAUCAUCAACAUCAACUACAAAUUUAAAUACAUUAAAAAAUAAACAACAAAAUAAUAAUAAUAAUACAAAUAAUGAUAAUUCACCAUUAAGAUUUUUUGUAUUUGAAAGUGAUGGAUAUAUUCAUAUUUGGGAAUGGAAUAUUAAUGAAUAUAAAUGGAAAUAUAUUAUAAAAUUAUAUUUACCAAUUCUAAAUAGAGAAUCAAUUACAACAACAACUAUAUAUAACAUUGAAAAAGAAUAUCAAAUUCAAUGUGCUGGUGUAUUUGGUUCAUCACAAGGUAUGACAAUAGUUUGGAUGAAUCAACAAUUGAAUACUAUGAAUUGUAGAGUUUUAAAUUUUAAUAAUGGUUAUAAUAGAUCAUUGGACUUACAAACUAAACAAAUUCAAACAACAAUUAAAGAUAAAUUCAUUGAUGAAAUGUAUCCAAUGAAUUUAGUUGUCACUGGUUUAGAAUCUUAUGAUCUUAAAAAAGAUUGGGAAAUUCAAUUAAGAUCAAGUAUAUCAUCUGCUUCACCUUUUAAUACAACUGUUUCAAUCUCUUCAAAACAUGGUAUUUGGUAUAUUACAAAAACAUUUAUACUCUUAUGGUCAUUUAGAAAUAAAAUUUGGAAUAUAACUUAUUUUAAAGAUAAAUCUUCUUUAAAACAAAAUAAUAUUAAUAAUAAUAAUAAUAAUAAUAAUAAUAAUACUCAGUGUGAUAUUCAUUUUACAGAUAAUAAUAAUAAUAAUAAUAAUAAUCAAAAUAAUAAUAAUAAUAAUAAUAAUCAAAAUAAUGAUAAUGAUAAUAAUAAUAGUGGUAAUAAUUCAAUUAAUGAUAAUUGUAUAUUAGAAGUAUUAGCAUAUUGUAAGAAUCCAUUAACACAAGAUUUAUUAAUUUUGGAACCAACUGGUAAAUUAUUUUCAUGUGAACCAUCACAAGGUGAAAAGGAGAAAUUAAAUGUAAAAUUAUUGGCAGUAUUAGAUUUAUCUAUGGUAAACGUUAAGAAUUCUGUAAAGAUGAUUAUGCACCAAAAUGCAUAUGUAGUAUUGAAUGAAAAGAAAGCUUACUUUUAUGAUACAAAAUGUGCUACUUUUCUUUGUAAAACUUCAUUACCAACUGAAUUAGAAACAUUAAACACUAAAAACAACAACACUAUAAAAACUCAAUCAACAUGGGAGAAUGGCACAGCUGGUAUAAUAUGGGGUUGUGGUUAUUGGUCACAAUCUGAUGGUAUUUGGGAAGUUAGAUUACAAUCGCCACCAAGUAAAUUUAUUGAAACUAUUGCAAAUUCAUCAUCAUCAACAUCCGAUGAUAGUAAAUUAUUAAUUGCUGCAAAUGUUUGUAAGCAAUGGGAUUUAAAGAAUUUGGAAUCAAAAUAUUUAUUAGAGAUGGCAUUAAAUGAAAAUGAUGAAGAGAGAAAAAUUCAAAUUUGUAAAACACUUUUACCACGUUUAGAGAAUCCAUCAUUGGUUAUAGCAUUAUUAUCAAAUUUACAAUCUUAUCAAAGUUGUAAAUUCAUAAUGGAGGAAUUGAAAUUAUUUUUAGAGAAUUAUGAUUAUUUUGAAAAUUUAAAAUCAAAAUCAAACAUUAAUGAAAAUGAUGAAAGAAUUUCAAAGAUUAAGAAUUCAUUUAUUUAUCAUACACCUUUUAAUCAAAAAAUGAUACCACUAUUAAAAGAAUAUUUUCAAAUUCAAAAUAUUGCAACUGGUAGUAGUAGUAGUAGUAAUAAACAAUCAUCAUCAUCAUUAUCAUCACCAUUACUUUUUCAACAACAUCAACAAAAAAAUGGAAUUAAUAAUAAUUUACCAGAUUUAUUAAGUACACCAGAUUCAAUGGUAUUAGAUUUUAAUUAUGAACAAAUUGACCAAUUUAAAAAGUUACAACCCGAAUUAUUAUUACAAAAACUUGAGAAUGCAUUAUCAUUAUCAGGUAUUGAUUAUUCAGGUUUCGAUGAUAUAAAUGGUGAAGCUAUAUCACUACCAAUGGCAAGUCCAAUAUUAUUACAUUCUGAAGAAAGAUUAAAACCAAUUCAAAAAGAAUCUGAUAAUUGUGUUAAAUCAUCAAUUGAGGAUAAAAUUUCAUCUUUAAAUUUAUCAGGAGGAAUUAGUAAUAGUAGUAAUAAUAGUAGUAGCAAUAAUAGUAAUAAUAGUAGUGGUGAUAAUAUAAAUUGUAAUAGUAAUAAUAAUAAUAAUAAUAAUAAUAAUAAUAAUAGUAGUAGUUAUAACAAUUCAUUAAUUACUUUUAUUGGUAAUGAUGGUAUUAUUUAUCCUUUAAAAUUCCCAGUUUUUGAAAUUUUAUGUCAACUUUAUUAUAGUUUAAAACCAAAAAAUUUAAUUCCUUUCGUUUGUAUGGUUCAUAAUUCUGCAAUUGCAAGAUCUUUAGAUCAACCUUCAAAUGAAACAGUUGGAUUUAAUAAUAAUAAUAAUAGUAGUAGUAGUAGUAGUAAUAAUAAUAAUAAUAAUAAUAAUAAUAAUAAUAAUAAUAAUAAUAAUAAUAAUAAUAAUAAUAAUAAUAAUAAUAAUAAUAAUAAUAAUAAUAAUAAUAAUAAUAAUAAUAAUAAUAAUAACAAUAAUACCAAUACUAAUAAUAUUAAUAAUAAUAAUAAUAAUAACAAAAGAGAAAAAGAUCAUUUCUUUAGAGCUUUAUUAUCAUUACCAAUUUCAUUACCAUCACAAACAAUGGUUGUACAAGAUGAUCAAAUAGACGCAAGAUUUAAAUUAUUAAUUUCAAUUGGUCAUAAACCAAAUGCUCUUAGAUUCCUUUUAAAUUCAAAUAAAUGGGAAAGAGCUAUUGAAUUAGUUAGAACUACAAAUUAUAAUUUAAAUGAAGUUUAUGUACUCUAUGAAAUCCUUUUAUCAUUCUGUAUUGAAAAAAAAGAUAAUUCAAAAUUAAAACAAUGUUGGGAGAGUAUUCCAAAAAAUUUUAGUGUUUUUAAUCUUUUAUCUUUAUUAAAAGUAAAUAAUCAACCACAACAACAAACUACUCCACCCCAAACCAAUGUAGUUUCAAAUAGUAAUAACUCAACUACAACAUCAUCAUCAUCAUCAACGUCAACUACCGAUACUAAUAAUAAUAAUAAUAAUAAUAAUAAUAAUAAUAAUAAUAAUAAUAAUAAUAAUAAUAUUUAUAAUCCAAGCAUUCUUUCAAUUCCAUCAACUAGCAACGAAGAUCUCACUGUUGAUAUGUUUAGAGGCCAAUUAUUAAAAAUGUUAAAUAAGUAA
Molecule: messenger RNA, 3597 nt
Organism: Dictyostelium discoideum AX4
Lineage: Eukaryota; Evosea; Eumycetozoa; Dictyosteliales; Dictyosteliaceae
Exons: 2
Coding region: 1-3597 (1198 amino acids)
Source: RefSeq, a predicted model, not a curated record